AUAUAUAAGAUAAGACACGGAUUAAAUAAUUUGGCGCAAAGGCUGAUCGGGCCGAAUAGCAUCACUCAGGGAGCUCUGCCGCACAUCCUUCAGAAUACUCCGAAACAUUUCUUUGAAUCCACGAAACAGUUUCUAUAUGAAAACGCGAUGCUAGCCUUUAAAGCUCUGAGCCAAAUGCCUGGCCUCCAGCCUAUAAUGCCUUCGGGUGCGAUGUACCUAAUGGUUCGGGUAGAUAUGAACCAUUUCCCACAGUUUGAGUCGGACUUACAUUUGGUGGAAGCGCUGGUGGCGGAAGAAUCGGUAUUUUGUUUGCCCGGAAAAUGUUUCCAAUAUCCCGGAUAUGUU
Molecule: messenger RNA, 345 nt
Organism: Oppiella nova
Lineage: Eukaryota; Metazoa; Arthropoda; Arachnida; Sarcoptiformes; Oppiidae
Source: the annotation of a GenBank genome assembly